AUGAAGUUCAUUCUCCCAGCCCUUACCAUUUUCGCCUCUCUGGCCGUUGCAAAGAAUUGUCAAGAGGGCCUUGACUACUGUUCUUUCACCCUCAUGGGUAAAGGCGACUACCACCAGCAGAUUCUGAAGGCUAUCGACGAAUAUGGUACCGAUCCUAAGACGGUUAACUAUGAUUACUUCCUCUACCACUGCGACGGCGGCAGCAACGGGUCUAUUCACGUGAAAGACACAUGUUCUAAGGGAUGUCAUGACGGUGGUGACAACAAGUCCGACUCCCUUAUCAGUAUACUCUCCGCUGUUAUGGUAACUAUGAUCGCCCUCGGCAUACAAGACAACGGUGUCCCUGUCAAGCCAUUUGUUGAGACCAACCUCGUGACUGGGUUUAUGGCAACUUGCAACAUUGCUUUCUCAUAUGGUACCUAG
Messenger RNA from Penicillium arizonense, 423 nucleotides. RefSeq lists its product as uncharacterized. Bases 1 to 423 code for a protein of 140 amino acids. The transcript has 4 exons. The record is from RefSeq and is a predicted model, not a curated record. NCBI's taxonomy places the organism in Eukaryota, Fungi, Ascomycota, Eurotiomycetes, Eurotiales, Aspergillaceae.